Molecule: messenger RNA, 6043 nt
Organism: Mizuhopecten yessoensis (Yesso scallop)
Lineage: Eukaryota; Metazoa; Mollusca; Bivalvia; Pectinida; Pectinidae
Product: zinc finger protein castor homolog 1-like
Exons: 10
Coding region: 253-5952 (1899 amino acids)
Biological process (GO): positive regulation of transcription by RNA polymerase II; regulation of neuron differentiation
Cellular component (GO): nucleus
Molecular function (GO): DNA-binding transcription factor activity, RNA polymerase II-specific; RNA polymerase II transcription regulatory region sequence-specific DNA binding
Source: RefSeq, a predicted model, not a curated record
UCUAUAUGGGGCAAUAGUUUUCCAGUGUCCCAUGGUAGCACUUUGCAUGAAUAGCGUUGUGUCAGUCACUAAGGUAAAACUGUCGUCAAGCUUUUCAUCACCUGGGACGUUCUGUUGUCAUUACCUUUGGAAACAGAGAAGAUGAUAACAGGCUACAGGGAUACUGCCUGGAGGAACCUGUAAACAAGAUGACCGUCAUGUGACUUCAUUUCGUCAAGCCAUUUAAACUGCUGCCGUCCAAGGAACUCAAACAUGGCUUCUGUAGUCUCAACGAAAACUCGCAAGCUGGAUGCUAUUUGUGCCAAACUAAAACUUAUCAGCAACGAUCUGCCUCUGUCCCUCCCUGGUCUGCCCUCUUCCUCAACACCCUGUCGUCCUGAGCCUCUGACUCGGGCAAGUUUUGAUAAUUCGAGUCCCAUCAACUUCUCCUUGGCAACCAAGACCGGUGAAAAUGAGGUUGUGGGUAUUCCUGGAGGUGAAUUACCUGAAAAUAGCCCGAUUCCACUGCAAAUGGAGAGUGAAAAAGAGACUGACCCAUUAAUUGUGAAUGACAAAGAGGAUGAUGCUACGUCUGAGAGUUGUAGAGAUCCUGAAGGUCAGGCACUGUCUCUAGCGAUAAGGAAAUACGAAAAUGAUGACAUUAACACCAGGAAUAGUGUUUCGGAAUCGUCACCAAAUAAUGUUACAUCCUCGGAAUGCGAUAAAGAAGAAGGGCUUGGAUGUGAAAACAACAACAACGACACAACUGAUAAACAGUCACAUGAUCUCAUUAGUUGCAAUUCUGACGAAAGUACAUCUAAGGGAGUAGAACUUUCCAAAAAAAAUGGUGAAGACGGUAGUAAAAGUUUCUUGGAAAAUGGGGAAGAAGAUAAUGUGUGUAGGAAUGAAAUGAGUGCGGGAACAUCAUCUAUUAAACCAUCAACAUUGUCAUCUGUCCCUACUCCCACACCAUCACCCAUCUCCACGCCGACAGUCUCAGCUUUAUCCACCCCAACAAUAUCUAGUCAACAAAAAGUGUCUGGGGCGAGCCGUAGAAAAAGUCGGAAAGCGACCCCACGCAAUAUAUCACAAGUGCGCAAAUUUAUUGAACAGUACGAUAGAAUAGAUGAUAAGGAUGAACUAGCACAGUAUGAAUUAAACAACCAAAACACAACAUUCCCACCUCCAGAAAACGAUGAGGAGUAUAUGGACGAAGAAGAAAAUGCAAGAACCAUAAAUGAAAAUAUGGACACGGGAGAAAAUUUGAGUGUAGUUAGAUCUCCUUCUAUAGAAACCAGUAUUACCUCUACCUCCAGUAUUAACGAUAGUUGUAGUUCACUUAAUCUCACUGCUAAGUCCUCAGAAGUCAGGAACUCUAGAAAGAAUAGAAAACCUCAGAUGGCACCCAGUUUUAGUGUGCCACUUGACCUGUCUGUAGGUCGGACAGAGAUGGAUGACUUCAUGGACAGUGAUAGUUCCGAAUUUGAGUACAGCAUGGAUGGCGAUGAGGUGUCGCUGAGAAGUGAGUCCGGACGGAAUUCGCCUGAAGAUUUACGUUUAUCAACGUCCAAAGAUAAACCAUCAGUGCCAAAGACAACACCGAAAAAUUCCUCAAAGCAAGACAAUCUUGAAAUAUCUGCCCUCAAAGACUAUGCAGAAAAUACCAUGAAUGAACUGCUUCAGAUGUAUGGACUGAGUCGAUCGGCAGACUCCAUCACCGGUCAAGUGCACCCAGAAAAUUUCUCUUCUAAUAAAAUAUUAGCGCAUGGUGGUCCAGGGGUAAUAGGCAAGGACAAGUUCCGGCCAAUCCUACCAAAGAACUUCCAGUUGGAUCCAGCGGUAAACGGAUUUGUCGACACACAGCUAGGUCAGACCCAAACUACAAGUCUGGCAGGAAAGGCUGGAAUCUACGUCAACUAUGUCAACACGCACGUUAGCAAGGCCGGCAAACAGAGCGAAGAAGCUAACAAGCAGCAGGAUAAAUUCACUAACAGUGCUGCCUACAUCAAGGCAGUGUUCAACCACCAGAGCAAGGUCAAGACCAACUCUCAAGGGAAAAUACUCCUUCCUGACUACUCUAAGUACCUUAAACGAUUUAACAAUGGCCAGGAGUGUAAAGUUAAGUACUGCCAUGAACUUGGGUACCGCGAACACUUCCACUGCAUGGACUGUAACUUCCGGGUCUUCGUCAAAAAGGAGGAAAUGGUCCGACACUUCAAGUGGCACCGCAAGCGGGAGGAGUCUCUACAGCAUGGGUUUAUGAGAUACAGUCCUAUGGACGACUGUAGUCAGAAGUUUGUCAGCUGUACUCACAAUGGACGUCAAACUCAUUACCAUUGUCUUCAAGGUGGCUGUGACAAGGUUUAUAUCAGUACUUCAGAUGUACAGAUGCAUGCCAACUACCACAGAAAAGACUCGGCUAUCAUCCAGGAAGGUUUCCAGCGGUUCCGCGCCACAGAGGACUGUGGCACACCGUCCUGUGCCUUUUACGGACAGAGGACCACUCACUUCCACUGUCGCCGACCCACCUGUAACUUCACCUUCAAAAACAAGGCUGACAUGGAGAAACACAAAACCUAUCACCAAAAAGAUGAAGUCUUGGCAAAAGAUGGAUUCAAGAAGUUCAUGAAGUACGAGCACUGUGGUUACAUGUCAUGUCGGUACUCCAAGGUCAGCAACCACAUCCACUGUAUAAGGUCCGGUUGUAAUUAUGUGUUGCACUCCACGGCUCAACUGUACUCACACAAGAGGAAGCACGAAAGGCGAGAUUUUGAGUCGGCAUACAGGAAGUUCCGUGAUGAUCAGCAGGACAAUAAGGGGGGUCAGAUUCCGGGCAUGAUCCCGGGCACAGUAGCCCCCUCUAGGGUGAAUACCCUCAACAAUGUAUCACUUAUGAGUAACCAACAGUCCAUGUCACUUCCUGUGGCGAUCAAGCGUGAAGCACUGGACGAUUUUGAUUCAAAUGACUCCAAAAGAUUUAAAACAGAGCAGCCUAGUAUGUCCUUACCAGUCUCCAUCAAGCAGGAAGCUUUUGACGACUCCGAAAGUAAUGAGUCUAAAUUAAUGCAAGAGGACCAACCAGAAAAUCUCAACGAAAACAGUUUUUCCGAUGUAAAGUCAGAGUCUUCCGAAUCCGAUACUGCCAUGGAUGUUUCCCACCACGACCUUGACAGUGACAGCGGAAAAGAUGAUGCCACAGAUGUCCCCGAAACAUUUUACAAUGAGCCAAAGGCGUCCACAAUGGCCGCACUUAACCUUACAGGGGUCAAGCUCAGUGACUCGCUUACAUUGCCCAUACCUACCAUGCACCUCAUGGAUGAAAUCAAAGUCACCUCCCCACAGGAAGUCACACCUGUACGUCAGCAUUUACAACUUCCUGUCCAAAUCCCUACCUCAGUCUCAUCCAUGGCAACUUCUCUAGCAACCCCAGCCUCGUCUCCAGCCAUAUGCCAGCCAGUCACCACGGCAACUAGUGUAGCGCUGCCAGCCAGGCCCCCCAUAAUGGAGAAGCGUGAGCGAGAUGAAUCCUGGAAAAGUUACCUCAUAAGGUACACAGCUAAUGAUCCCUGUAACUCACGGUGCCAGUACCUGUACAAGGAUCACUACCACUGUAAAGUAGAGGGCUGCUUGGUGCUCUUUAAGUCCAAGGAUGGGGUCCGGGAGCAUGCAAGAUUCCAUGAGCUGCAAGACCGGAUCACACCUGUGGCUUACCAUGUUUAUGAACCCCUUCAGGCCUGUCCUAACAGUUGUCAGUACAGCCUCAAGGAGAAACACUACCACUGUAUCUGGUCGGGCUGCACACAUGUUGUGCCCCACAUUGGUCCGACAUUUGGACGUCUGGAGCACUACCGCAUACACGAGUAUGCCAGGGCAUCCCAGGGUAAGACCUACAAGUUUUCUGGGUCAAAACUGGAAGACAACUCACCUCGCCGCAGAGGUCGACCUCCGAAAUAUCCUAAAAUUGACAUCCCAAUUAUACCCAAGGUUGAGCUGUCAGAAGAGGAAAUCGCUCAAUCCACACGGAAAAUUGCCAUCAACAGCGCUGGCCUCCCGAAAGUCAUCAACGGCUUUAAGAUGUUUGAGGAGCGAGAGGAAUGUCCGGAUGAGUUAUGUAUCUACAGACAGCAGCAGCACUACCAUUGUGCGCGGCCACGCUGCCACCAUGCCACCGACCGCCUCGAUGUCCUCAACCUCCAUGCCAAAGACUUCCAUAAUUUUGUCAACAUCUUGGAGGGUUUUGAGUUCUUUGAUCGGAACGUCAACUGUCGAAGAAACCACUGCAACAAUAACAAAAUAAACCGACACUUCCAUUGUGUCAAGCCCAAGUGUGAUUACUCUUUUGUCAGACACAGCACAAUGAUGCAGCAUGACAAGAAACACAGGACAGAGGGCGCUACAGAGCUCAAACCUCUCCAACUCAUCAAGAAGGAGGCAGCUCCUACAGUGUCUGUCCCAGGGUUCAUGCCAAUUAUACCUGCUCUGUCCCCUAGUCCACUGGAGUCUGUCAACAAAGGCAUUAUCAAGACAUCAGGGACAUUCUUCCCCUGGUCGGGUUUGAGCAAAGUCCCAGGCACCAUGGCGAUACCAACACUGACCACACAGCUAGCCACACAGUUGUCUACUGUCAAUUCACUUCAGGCUGUGCCAGUAGCUGUACCAAACAUGGCACUAGUCAUGCCAACCGUGGCCACCGUUAGCGCUGUGGCCACACCUAUCAUCACUCAGGGACUGGUCGGAGCCAAUGUGCCACUGUCCAUGUUACUGCAGCAGAAGGGAAGUAACUCUGUUCCACAACGCAGCUGGCAGGAGUUGAAGGAAAGCAUGCACUUUGAUAUCAACCAGAAUUGUGGUAGACCUUUCUGUAAAUUGAAAAAAAAAGACCACUUCCAUUGCUUUGACUGUAACCAGGCUUUCUCAGAUCCAUCACGUCUUCGCGUUCACAUCUGUAAACAUGGCAUCAAGAUAAACAAGAGUGAAGAAAAGCCACCUGUAGCAACACCUAUCUCUGUUAUCACUACGACAAAGGUCUGUGCGACAGGAAGUGAGGAUUACCCACCAGAAGGUACUCACCUUUCUGACCCUGAUGAGGAAGAUGAGGACGAGUUAAAUGGGUCCUCAUCAUUGAAUCUAGAAUUCUCAACAUUUUCUAGCAUGAUUGCGAAAGCGCAGCAAGCCCAUGCUACCAAUGCACCACCUAAAUCUAACACUGAUGGUGACCCGGGGCUCGGCUUCUCCGGAAAGCUAGUCAUAGACGAGAGGUUUCAUGAGGAGAAAAGCGGAGAUGUACUUGACAGUAACGAUAACAGUUUAGAUGAAUUAAGACAAGAUGAUUUGAUUGAUGGAGCAUCUGGCCGUAAGUCUGGACGAAAACGGACAGCAACGAAACGUAACGACUUUGUGGACAGUAAUUCCAUUCUUGUGAAGCAGAAGAAGAGUACUAGCCCACGAAGCGGAAAGGAUGACUCCAUUCCUGAUGGUUACACACGUAUCAAACAGAAGGAGGACUGUCAACAUGAAAAGUGUGCCUACCGUCAGGGGGUGACACACUUCCACUGCAUCCGUGAAGAUUGCGGUUACAGCUUCAGUGACCGGUCUCGUCUCAUACAGCACACCUUGCGGCACGAGCGUAUCGACAGUCUGACCGGUGGAGAGAUGCGACAAUACCGUAUGAACCAGUCAUGCAACUUAGAGAAUUGCGAGUACCAAGGAAAGGCCUCACAUUUCCACUGUCUUAAGUGUGAUUACUGCUGCACAGACUCAAGUAAGGUCCUCACUCACCGCAAACACCAUUCCAAGAUGGACAGCAUCAGUUCACAGGGGUUUGUGAAGGCGUCUAUUGAGGAUGACUGUGGCGUGGCUCUUUGCCAGUACAACAUGAAGCAGACCCACUACCAUUGUACCCGUACCCCCUGCAACUAUGCCGUGUUAGGCCCAGCACAGAUGUCUUCGCACAAAAUCAAACAUGCCAGCUAAAAUUUCAAUGUUCCUCAAAACAUUAAGGUAACAGGGGUCACUUGUAUAAAACAUCUCAAAGUUAAGGAAAAUCUCAAGCAAUGUAUUGUCU